Messenger RNA from Paramecium sonneborni, 1322 nucleotides. NCBI's taxonomy places the organism in Eukaryota, Ciliophora, Oligohymenophorea, Peniculida, Parameciidae. The record is from the annotation of a GenBank genome assembly.
AUGCAUAAGAAUCAAAUUCAAAAUACUAGUACUCGUAAACCUUCUAAUAGUUAUUUAAAAACAGAGUUCAGUUGUUCAUCUUAGAUUAAAGAUUUAAGAUAUACAACUGACCCUUCACCUAACAGGAGCAAUAAAGAAAAUGUUGUUAAACCAUCUUAUCUAAAAGCAACUCUCCAAAAUCAUUUAAUUAAAUAGGAUAGAAAUAUCACUCCAAAUGUUGCCAAAGGAAGUGUUAUAAGUUUGUUUCUUAGAUAAAAACAAGAAGAGCAAUAGACAGAAAUUAAAUUGAAUUCUUGUUAAAUGCAUAAAAAGAAAUUGAAAUAUGAAAUCAAUUAAUAAUAAAUGUGUAGUAGAUGUGCAAUAGAUUAUGCAAUCUAAUCUGGAGUGCCAAUUCGUUAUAAUGAUUUAGAAAGAAAAAUGCUCACAUUUGGAUAAGAUGAUGAACAUGAAGAAUUUUAGACUUUUACUUAAAAUACUUCGAAAGAACUUCAAUAUAUCUCUAAUAUACAAAGCUCCUCUGAUGGAAUCAUUAAAAAAAAGGAGUUAAAGGAUUUUAUUAUGAAGGUUGGAGAUGUUAUCAGUUAAAAUAUGUAAUUUUUAAGAGUAAUUCAACAGUAAUCUCUGAAUCACGAGAAUCCAAAAUAAUAAGUAAACAAAAUAUUAGAUGAAUUAUAAAUUAUGAGUAAGUCUCUUCUAAAUGAUUUAUUUGGUAAAUAAUAAACUAAAAGUUAAGAUUCUUUGAGUAUUUCUAAUGAUCUUCCUCAAUAGAUUAAUCUCAACAGCUUUAAAUCAAUUGUUACUUAAUAAAUAAAUGAUCUCUAAAAUAUCAAAAAAGAUAUUAUGGAGAACGUUGAUAAUAUCAUAACUUAAAUGGAUGUAGCUCCUUUCAAAAUUAUAAUAAAUAAAUAUAGUGAAAAAUUAAAAGCUUUUGAGACAACAUUAUUUGAAAUUUAAGAAUAAUGUAUUAUUUCAUGUUAAUUUAGAUAAAUAACUACCUUAAUAAGCAGAAAAUUUAACUGUUAUAAAAAAGAUGAGAGAUUUGAAUUUUUAGAAAAAAUUAUCAAAGCUAUUUAAUGAAUUAUUAGAAAGUUCAACAUAAAAAACAAACUAAUAGUCUGAUUAAGGUAAUUUAAUAAAUUAAAAACAAUAGUUAACAACAAUACAAAAUUUAUUUAACUAUUGUAAAAAGUCAAUAGUAAUUAAAAUACAAAUACAAUAUUUUAUUCAUCUAUUUUAAAAGUACUUAAAAUAAUUGAAAUUAGGAUAUAAAUUCAGAUGAAAAACCCAAGUAAACAAAAGGUAGAUACAAGCCUUCUUAAUGA